Pan troglodytes (chimpanzee) is the source of this 7644-nucleotide messenger RNA. Its product is annotated as nuclear pore complex-interacting protein family member B13-like. Lineage: Eukaryota; Metazoa; Chordata; Mammalia; Primates; Hominidae. The record is from RefSeq and is a predicted model, not a curated record. The coding region runs from base 5761 to 7500 and encodes 579 amino acids. The transcript is spliced from 7 exons.
UUUUUUAAUCUUUAGAAGUGUUUGGUUAUGUAAAAUAUUAUUAUUAUUAUUAUUAUUUUUGAGACUGGGUUUUGCUCUGUCACCCAGGCAGGAGUGCAGUGGCUCGAUCACAGCUCACUGCAGCCUCAACCUCCUGGGCUUCAAGCAAUCCUCCUGCCUCAGCCUCCCAAGUAGCUGGGAUCACAGAUGUGUGCCACCACGCCUGGCCAAUGUUAAAAAAUCCUUUAACAUUUUGUAGAGAUGCACUCCUGGACUCAAGCGAUCCUCCUACUGGUCCCGACCACCAGCCUCUUUCUGAUAAACAUUUACACUGUUUAUUAUCUGAUGCCAUUUCUAUCUUCUUCCUUGUCGUCCAGACAUCAAAGAAGUAGGUUUCUUCAGGGUUUUCUUUUUCAAGUCCUCAUUGUUAAAGAUCACUCACAUUAGGGCCAGACACCACGACUCAUGCCUGUAAUCCCAGCACUUUGGGAGGCCAAGGCGGGCAGAGCACUUGAGGUGGGGAGUUUGAGACCAGCCCGGCCAACUUGGUGAAACCCCACCUCUACUGAAAAACAUACAAAAAUUAGCUGGGCGUGAUGGUGCAUGCCUGUAGUCCCAGCCACUUGGGAGGCUGAGGCAUGAGAAUCGCUUGAACCCAGGAGGCAGAGGUUGUAGUGAGCCAAGAUCACAUCAGCACACUCUAGCCUGGGUGACAGAGCGAGACUCUGACUCAAAAAAUAAAUAAAAUAAAUAUCACUUACAUUAGAUAUACCCAAGGGGUGUUCUAUAGAGAGUUGGAAGCAGUGGUUAUUGCAACAGGGGCACGGAAGUCAUCUGGCUAUGCCAGGAUGCCCAGGGGAUACUCGGGGUGGAUGGCAUAGUGGUGCUGGGGACUCACCGCACAGGACGCUCUGAUCGACGCACUGCCAGGAGUAGCGCUCUGUCUUGGGGCUGCAGCCGGCCUCCUCAGCUCGAGUGUAACAACAGUCGUGGCCGUGGCAGCACCUGCGGAUGUCACAUGGGCAGGACAGCAGGUGGGUGAAGCUCUCUCCUGGCCCUCCUCUCUUGCCAGGACCAUGGGUGACUGAAGACCCCCAGGGAGGCACAGCAUCCUCUUAUCUAAGUUUUUUUUGUUUUUUUUUAAGAGACAGGGUCUUUCUCUGUCGCCCAGGCUGGACUGCAGAGGCACAAUCAUAGUUCACAGCAGCCUUGAACUCCUGGGCUCAAGCGAUCCUCCCACUUCAGUGUCCCAAGUAGCUGAGACUACAGGCACACGCCAGCAUGCCCGGCUGGUUUUUUAAUUUGUAUUUCCUUUGAGACAGCGUAUCUCUCUGUCGCUCAGGCUGGAGUGCAAUGGCUCAAUCAGCUCACUUUAGCCUUGAACUCCCGGGCUCAAGUGAUACUGCCACCUCAACCUCCCAAGUAUGCUACUACAGGAACACAAACUCCUUUUUUAAAUUUUUUGUGGAUAUGGGGGGUCUCACUAUGUUGCCUAGGCUGGUCUCGAACUCCCAGGCUCAAGCAGUCCUCCUACCUCAGCCUCCCCAAAUGCUGGGAUUACAGGUGGGAGCUACUGUAUGCCUGGCCUUAUCUAAGCUGUUUCCCUGAAAAUCCCCGACUUGGGUAAUGAUUCCAUUGGCCCCACCAUGCCCUGUCCUGCCUUCCUGGCUGUGCCCAAGCUUGGUCCCUGCCUGCCUGCCUGCCUCACUCUCUGGGUCUCGAGCUUCUGUGACACAUGACUCCUCUCUCUUCCUGGAGUGAUCCAAGCCCUGCCACUUCCUGACUUUGCCCACACUGUACCCUCUGCCUGGGGCAACUUCAUGUCUGCCCAUUGUCCCUUAGGCCUCAGCCCAGGCACAAGCCCCUGCCUCCGGAGGUCAUCCAGGCCUCACCAGGCUACACCCUCUGGUAAAAUUGGAUUCCCUCCCUUCAGGGCAGGUUUAUAAUGAAAUCCUCCUCAGAGGCCAGGUGCGGUGACACCCAUCUGUAAUCCCAGCACUUUGGGAGGCUGAGGUGGGAGGAUCACUUGAGGCCAGGGGGUCGAGACCAGCCUGGGCAACAUAAGAGAGACUCUUGUCUCUAUAACAAAUUUAAAAAUUAGCUCACCAGGCCAGGCUCAGUGGCUCAUGCCUGUAAUCCCAACACUUUGAGAGGCCGAGGCAGGUGGAUCACGAGGUCAGGAGUUCGAGAGCAGCCUGAUCAACACGGCGAAACCCUGUCUCUACUAAAAAUACAAAAUUAGCCAGGCAUGGUGGCACGCACCUGUAAUCCCAGCUACUCGGGAGGCUGAGGUAGGAGAAUUGCUUGAACCCAGGAGGUGGAGGUUGUGGUGAGCCAAGAUCAUGCCAUUGCAGUCCAGCCUGAGCAACAGAGCAAGACUCUGUCUCGAGACAAUAAAAACACACAAAAAAUUAACUCGCCAUGAUGGCACAUGCCUAUAGUCCUAGCUACUUGGGAGGCUGAGGUGGGAGGAUUCCCUUCAGCCCAGGAGUUUGAGGCUGCAGUGAGCCACUAUGAUUGUGCCACUGCACUCUAACCUGGGCAAAAGCGAGACCCCAGGCUAGAGUGCAUGAUUUUGGGUCACUGCAACCUCCACCUCCCAGGUUCAAGUGAUUCUCCUGCCUCAGCCUCUUGAGUAGCUGGGACUACAGGCAUGUGCCACCACGCCUGGGUAAUUUUUGUAUUUUUAGUAGAGACAGGGUUUAGUAGAGACCAUGGUGAAACCCCGUCUCUAUAAAACAAAUCUCUACUAACCCCAUCUCUACAAAAAACAGCUGGGCGUGGUAGUGCACACCUGUAAUUCCAGCUACUUGGGAGGCUGAGGCACGAGAAUCAUUUGCAUCUUGGAGGCAGAGUUUGCAGUGAGCUGACAUCGCACCACUGCACUCCAGCUGGGAUGACAGAGCAAGACCCUGUCUCAAAAAUAAGAAAAAGGAACAAACAACAGCAACGACAACAAAAAAACCUCUGUGUCAAUCACAGCCUUCAAGCUAGGGGAGAGGCGGCCGAAUUCUGCCCUCUGCUAACUAACUAUAGCUUUGUGGAAAUGGGUGAGUGGCGUGCCCUUUUGAGCCUCAGGGCCCCAUCUGUAAAAUGGGCAUAACCGUCAUGCCCGUCUUUAAGAACAGCCUUGGGGGUAAAUGAGUGGAACUCAUGGAAAGAUCUCAGCCCACAACCUUCCACAGAACAGGCGCUUCUCACACAGUAAGUAGCAGGAGUGCAGAGGCUGCAGGCAUGAAUCCAGCCAGACUGCCUGGGUUCAAGUCCCAGCUCCCACGUCUUGGUAACUAUGUGGCCUCAGACAAGUUACUUAAUAUUUCUUUGUUUUUUCUUUUCAGAAGGAGUUUUGCUCUGUCACCCAGGUUGGAGUGCAGUGGUGUGAUCUCGGCUCAUUGCAACCUCUGCCUCCCGGGUUCAAGCAAUUCUCCUGCCUCAGCUUCCUGAGUAGCUGGAAUUACAGGCACCUGCCACCACACAAAGCUAAUUUUUGUAUUUUUAGUAGAGACGGGGUUUCACCAUGUUGGCCAGGAUGAUCUCGAACUCCUAACCUCGUGAUCCGCCUGCCUCAGCCUCCCAAAGUGCUGGGAUUACAGGCGUGAGCCACCAUGCCCAGCCAAAUCUAGGGCCAGAACGUGGCUGCAGCAUAUAAAAAGAAUUGAAUUCCAUACUUUUGUUAACCCUGUUUUUUGUUUGUUUGUAGUUGUUGCUGUUUUUGAGACAGAGUCUCGCUCUGUCGCCUAGGCUGGAGUGCAGUGGUGCAAUCUCGGCUCACUGCAGACUCUGCCUCCCGGGUUCAAACUAUUCUCCUGCCUCAGCCUCCCAAGUAGGUGGGACUACAGGUGCCCACCACCACACCCGGCUAAUUUUUGUGUUUUAUUAGAGACAGGGUUUCACCAUAUUGGCCAGGCUGGUCUGGAACUCCUGACCUUGUGAUCCGCCCACCUCGGCCUCCCAAAGUGCUGGGAUUACAGGCGUGAGCCACCACACCCAGCCCCUCUUUUGUUUUUGUUUUGCUUGCUUCUUAGGGUUGUUUUUCUAUUUAUGGUAAAGGCAUUGGCUUUCCAUUUGUAGCAUCAAUAGAAUAUUUCCUGUUUACAAUAACCUUAUGUCAUAGUAAAUGGUAAAGGGAUUUAAAGCAGUGGUUUUCAGCUGCCAGAGGCCUGAGAGAGUUUGGGCAUACUCUGUGUGAUCGGGCAGAAGACCUGUGGGAAGUUUAGCAGAGGACAGGGCCAGGAAAGGUGAUGGACAGUGGGGGUCUGUCCUGGUCACCAGGCCCCUGGGUCCUGCCCACCUGCUUGGAGCUCCCCACCCAUCACACAUGAUGCUGCCAAGCCCUCUGGGUAUUGUGGGCAAAUACCUUAGGAGAGAAGCUGAUGAACUUUGUUUCUUGAAAUGCACAGAUUCCUUGGACAUCCCUGAGAGGUCAAUCAUGAAAGUCAACUUGGUUUUCUCCCCCUCAUUUGGGUUCAGAAUUUAAAGUCCACACACACAGGCAGUAAGAUGAUAUAGAUAAGGACAUCAUCACUCGGUUUCAGAUGUUAAAAUGUCUAGGUGGGUUAGGGGUGAUUUGCGAUCACACAACCUUGUGGCACAAAGAGGAAUUCCCAGGCCAGAGGGAGACAUUUUAUUGCCAUGUUAUGAUCUUAUCAUUGAGUUGAAAGGCAAUCUUGUUUCAUUUUGGAUUCUUUCUUAUGUUUAUGUCUUCUAAGGGCACUUUGAAUUUCCAAGCAAAUAAUAAUUUUGAAUUAGCUUUUAAUCAUUGACUUCUAGCACAGUUAUAUGAUCAGAAACAUGCUGUGUGAUUUGAUUGCUCUCAAAUAUAUUGAGAUUUGCUGGAACAAAAUAAGUCAGGUUAAUUUUUGUAAAUGUACCAUGCAUGCUUAAAAUGAAUGUAUCUACAUUUGUUCCUGAGAUACAGGUUGAUGGACGGAUGGCUACAUGGAUGUGAUGGAGAUGGUUUACUAUCGGGACCUUCCGCAUCCUGCUGAUGUUUUGUUGCUUAGGAUAUGAAUGGCUGAGCGGAGGCUGUAAAACCUGGCACCCUGCUUGGGUAUGAGGUUCUUCCUGCCAUCCUGCCAUCAUUUGUUUUUUAUGUUUUGUCGCCAAAAGUGACCUUGAGGAACCCUGGGAGCUCAGGAAGGAAGGAGCGCCCAGAAGCAGGGACAGGGAGCUGGUUGGGGAGGACCAGAAAUCAGGUUUGUGAAGGUUCCAGAGAGGACCUGUCCUUGCGAGGAGUGUGGGAGACUGAGAUGGGGGAGGGGUCAUUGGAAUGAUGCGGGCGCUACUUGGCGUUGUCCAUUGUGAGGCACCACCGGGGUCAUCAGGGAUUGGUGGAGAGGGAGUAUAAAGCCCCAGGGUUGCCAAGGGAGGGCCCAGACCGAAGAAGGUUUGGUGGAUAGCAGAACCUUUUUGUCUCCCUCUAAUUGCUCCUAAGCCUCACGCUCCCUUGCCCCGCGUGUCCUGUUGCUUCCCUGAUCUUCUCCGUGACCUGUAGCUAAACCUUCCACCAGCGCUUGAGAACUUAAUUUGAACCGGAUCCUUUCCCAGACCCCUUUCUUCUUCUCCUCGUCCUCCUCCUCCACCUCCUCCAGGUGCCCAACAGCCCCCUUCUCCUCCUUUCCCUUCCCUUACUUCCCCCCUUCCCCUCCCCUUCCCCUCCCCCUCCCCUCCCCCUCCCCAACUAAGAUCCGGCCCCGGUCCCCGUCCCCUUCCCUCCCCCCUGCCCUAAGCCACCUCCACCUCUGUCCUGGCCGCCUCAGGGCGCCCUGAAAGGACCAGGACAUGCGGCUGCGGCUGCGGUGGUGGCUCCUCUUUUGGCUCCUGCUGGGAUUUAUCAGCCAUCAUCCCACCCCUGUUAUCAAUACUCUGGCUGUCUAUCGUCAUCGUGAGACUGACUUUUGUGGAGGAGUUCGAGACCACCCUGGCCAACAUGGCAAAACCCCAUCUCCACAAAAAUUGGAUAAUUUGAUAAUUAUCAUUAUUGGGUUUCUGAGACCUUACACAUUUACCAUUCUCUUCUGCACAAAUUACCUUUGUUUGUCUUUCCUGAAGACUAUCUUCCAGUCUGAAAAUGGACAUGAUGGAUCCACAGAUGUACAGCAGAGAGCCUGGAGGUCCAACCGCCGUAGACAGGAAGGAAAUAAAAUUGGCCUGAAAGACGUCAUUACUCUACGGAGACAUGUGAAAACAAAAGUUAGAGUUAAAAUCCAUAAGAUGAAGGUGACAACGAAAAUCAACCAUCAUGACAAAAUCAAUGGAAAGAGGAAGACCGCCAGAAAACAGAAAAUGUUUCAACGUGCGCAAGAGUUGCGGUGGCGGGCAGAGGACUACCACAAAUGCAAAAUCCCCCCUUCUGCAAGAAAGCCUCUUUGCAACUGGGUCAGAAUGGCGGCAGCGGAGCAUCGUCAUUCUUCAGGAUUGCCCCACUGGCCCUACCUCACAGCUGAAACUUUAAAAAACAGGAUGGGCCACCAGCCACCUCCUCCAACUCAACAACGUUCUAGAACUCAAAACUCCCUGAGCCUCAAGACACCUCCCGAGUGUCCGCUCCAUCCCCUUCCACCCUCAGCGGAUGAUAAUCUCAAGACGCCUCCCCAGUGUCUCCUCACUCCUCUUCCACCCUCAGCUCCACCCUCAGCUCCACCCUCAGCGGAUGAUAAUCUCAACACACCUGCCGAGUGUCUGCUGUAUCCCCCUCCACCCUCAGCGGAUGAUAAUCUCAAGACACCUCCCGAGUGUCUCAUCACUCCCCUUCCACCCUCAGCUCCACCCUCAGCUCCACCCUCAGCAGAUGAUAAUCUCAACACGCCUGCCGAGUGUCUGCUGUAUCCCCCUCCACCCUCAGCGGGUGAUAAUCUCAAGACACCUCCCGAGUGUCUCAUCACUCCCCUUCCACCCUCACCUCCACCCUCAGCUCCACCCUCACCUCCACCCUCACCUCCACCCUCACCUCCACCCUCAGCUCCACCCUCACCUCCACCCUCAGCUCCACCCUCACCUCCACCCUCACCUCCACCCUCAGCUCCACCCUCACCUCCACCCUCACCUCCACCCUCAGCUCCACCCUCAGCUCCACCCUCAGCUCCACCCUCACCUCCACCCUCAGCUCCACCCUCAGCGGAUGAUAAUCUCAAGACACCUCCCUUAGCUACUCAGGAGGCUGAGGCAGAAAAACCACCCAAACCCAAGAGGCCGAGGGCCGAUGACGUGGACCCAUCAUCACCCGAACCCAAGAGGCGGAGGGCCGAUGACGUUGACCCAUCAUCAUCCAAACCCAAGAGGCGGGGGGCCGAUGACGUGGACCCAUCAUCAUGCAAACCCAAGAGGUGGAGGGCCGAUGACGUGGACCCAUCAUCAUCCAAACCCAAGAGGCGGAGGGCCGAUGACGUGGACCCAUCAUCAUCCAAACCCAAGAGGCGGAGGGCCGAUGACGUGGACCCAUCAUCAUCCAAACCCAAGAGGCGGAGGGCCGAUGACGUGGAACCGUCAUCACGCAAACCCAAGAGGCGGAGGUUGAGUUAGCUGAGAACAGGCCAUUGCACUCAAGCCUGAGCAAUAAGAAUAAAAUUGAGUAGAACAAAAUAAAAAAAUCAAAAAACAAAACAAAACCCACACUCCAAAAACAGACUAACUAACAAAGAAUAAAUAAAUAAUAUAAAAAUAAAA